AUGAAGUAUGACAUGAUGAUUGACAUCGUCGAUCCACGAAAAUUUCGCUCUUUUUGCCUUCGUGGAGAGGGACGAGCAAACUUCGUCAUUAGUGCCAAAAACGCAACGACUGGAAUACGAAUUGUCUGGAGGUUCGCAAAAGCAAGAAAAAGUGGCCUUUUGACGUGGAAGGCUAAGAGUGAAUUGGUAAGCCAAUAUAUGGAGCAGCUCGUUUCGCCCUUCUUCGAUGCACGAUAUCUUGUCAAUCCGAAAAUCAUCGAAAUGGCAGUGACGGACGUUCACCAAUUAGCAAAGAUCCCCUCGCUUCCAGCCAACUUCAAGCUUGAGAAGUUCGAUGAGCUGUUAGCUCUUCCUGAUGAUCUCUCAUUUUUCCCGUUGGCGAAUGUUCCGCGAAACGUCGUCAGGCUUUCCGCGUUGGAAAUGUUGGAUGCUACAAGGAUUCCGAAGCACCUAAUCUCCUAUAUUGGACCGACCAUCACGGUAGAAAUCAAACCUAAACAAGGAUUCUUUCAAAACCAUGCCUCGAUCGAUCUUCCAUUCUGUAACAAUUGUAUCCUACAGCUCGAGAAAUGUGGAUCGGACCACUACGAGGAGAUGUACGAUUUCUGUCCAAUUGAUCUCUUUUCCGGAAACUUGCCCAGAAUGAAGUCUGCUCUCGAGGCUCUGCUGAAAGUGCCGCACAGAAAUUUGCGUAUCUUCAUCGAUGGGAAUUUGAUUCACUCGGACGAAUCCCUUCUUGAUGCUGAUCUUUUUUCAACCACACUUUUUCCAAGCGGGCAAGGAAACGCGGACGACUUGAUUACAGCGCUCUGCCUAGUGCUAGCAGGAUGUGACGAUGUGCGUGACUUUUCUUUACGGGAGCAUUCGGUCCUUGGACAAAUCUUGGCUGCGCAAAAGAUCGAUUCAGUGGGGAUAGUGAAAGCUCACCAGAUUUACAAAAGUCUCCCAGCUGCUGUACAGAAAGAACUACACUACAAAACUCGGCUUCCUGUGAGAGGAUUGGAAAUAUUGGAAGCGACUGACGAUCGAGCUCUUCUAGAACAGUAUCUCCUAGCUGCAACAAUGAAGGACUGUUCUGUGAUGGCUUCUUUCCGAUUGGUGCCCUCUGGAACCUACCACACUUCAGCAGGUGUUGAUGACGCCCAAAUGAUUAAGCUUCCUAACGGAUUGUGUUUUGCGUACUCGGUGAAGAUAGUUGAUUUGGAUCCCAAGAGCCCCAAAAACUUAGUCCGUGCCUUUGCAAGAUUCAUGGCUGGCGUUAAGAUGAUACGUCUGGAAUCAGUUACGAGAACUCCCUGUGUUGAAUCCCUGUGA
This is a messenger RNA of Ostertagia ostertagi, 1314 nucleotides long. NCBI's taxonomy places the organism in Eukaryota, Metazoa, Nematoda, Chromadorea, Rhabditida, Trichostrongylidae. The record is from the annotation of a GenBank genome assembly.